Molecule: messenger RNA, 1275 nt
Organism: Opisthorchis viverrini
Lineage: Eukaryota; Metazoa; Platyhelminthes; Trematoda; Opisthorchiida; Opisthorchiidae
Exons: 4
Coding region: 1-1275 (424 amino acids)
Source: RefSeq, a predicted model, not a curated record
AUGGUAGUUAAAGAUGGUGGACUGGCAUGCGUAUUACUGAUUUACGAGGGCUUAGAGGGAAACGAACUAUCAGCCGUGUACGCUCUACAAAGCAGUAGACGACUCAAGUCACUUCAGACCAUGGAAGAUCGUCGUUUAAACUUGUUGAAUCAACAGCUCUCUAAAGAACAGGAGAAGGCAUCUAGACAGAUAGAACUUCGCAGGACCCAGUUUCAAAGACGUUUCUCACAACACGAUUUGUCUCAUCAGAACUUGAGGGAAGUGGCCCAUGUGAGUACGGAAAGAACAUCUAGGAUCAAGCGACACCGGAGCGUGCCUGGUACUAAACGUCGAAACUCACUGGGGGAAGCAUCACAAGAAAACACAACUGUGUCUCUGCAUCCACACUUCUGGUUGCGGCUUCGUUCCUUGGGUAUUAUGGAUGACGGACAAAUUCCGGUUCCAAACAUAACUCACAAAAGUUCAUUACAAUGUAUGCGUUGCCCGAAGGAUGUUGACUUUACGGAACGCUCGGAUUCUGGAUUACAGUCACCCCCCAUUCAGUGCCCAGUUAAUUCACCGGCCCCAACUAUGGACGCUAUAGGAUCUCCAGCGGCGAUUUAUAUGGCUGGUGGAAGUAAAGUUACUUUCGACUUUGAAAACAAACAGUCGGGUAGAAAAACAGGAUCCCAUUUGGAAAUCAGUGCAGAAGCACCAAGGAAGGAGACCAAACCAACUUGGUUGAUGGCUUUGCAGAGGCUGCGUGAACAGAAAAUGCUCAAGAAGCAUUUAGAACAACAAGGAAGGGAAUUCGGAGCUCGUGUUUGCGGGUGCAACUUUUCCAGCGGCACUAUCCUUGAAGGAACUGUCCUUAAACAAAGAAGUUGGCUGAACAGAAGACGACGUAGAUCCAUUACAACCAAGCUGUGCUCCAACCUUCAACAGGACGUGUCGACCAUUCGCCUUCCGACGGAUUGUGGAAGAGGGGAACGAAGAACAGUAGCUUAUAUUGACACUAAAGCUGGCUUAGACUCCGCGGACUAUCGAGUUGUGUCUGUGGAGCAGGUUACCCCCAUAAGUUCUUUAUCCUCCUCAAUGCGCUGUACGCUAACUGCCGUAAAAGAGCUUGGUAAAGUCUAUUUAGAAAAUGUUGAGGUUUUGAGGCGGGGACUACGGUCCAUGUCACACAGACUGAUCGCCGAGGCGGUAGAAAUCACCAAGCAUCCCAACGUUAACAGAAUGCAAGGCGUGGAACUGGCUAGCGUGUGGAGAACGGUCUUGGAUCGCUCGAGCUGA